CGGCCAUUUUCUGUCUUUGUUUGCUCAUUUAUACAGUAUGGCUAUGUGGGCCGAUGGCUUAACUCUGGCAGAAAAACAGUCGGAGCGCUGGAUUUAGGUGGGGCGUCCACACAGAUCACCUUUGAGACCCCAGAAACAGUUGAGAACGAGUUGAACAGCAUGACCAUGCGUCUCUAUGGGCAGGAGUAUUCCCUCUACACGCAUAGUUACCUGUGUUAUGGUAAAGAAGAGGCUCUGCGCCAGAUCCUGGCCUACCUGGUUGAAUCGCAGGGUAAUACUAGCAAAGUGUACCAUCCCUGCUACCCAUCUGACUUCACUGAUGUCUUCAAGCUGGAGCAAGUGUUUGACUCUCCUUGUACAGUGUCUAAGAGACCCAAACCUUACAACCCUCAUUCCUGGAUCAGGGUGCAAGGCACCGGGGACUACCAAAGCUGCCUUGGCAACACUUCUAAUAUAUUUUCCUUCCAGUUCUGCCCCUUUUCUCAGUGUUCCUUUAAUGGAGUUUUCCAGCCCAACAUCAGCGGGGGCUUCAUGGCCUUCUCUGCUUAUUUCUUCACUCACAGUUAUCUCCAGCAAAGUACAGGGAUAAACAUCAGAACCUCUGCUCAGCUAGAGGAGGCUACCAAAGCUGUGUGCAAUAUGACCAUAGAAGAGAUGACCAAGAAAGCUCCUGACUUGAAAAAAUACCUGAAGGAUUACUGUGCAGUUGCAGUGUAUAUACAAGUGCUAAUGCUUAGGGGUUAUAACUUUGAUGAGAGUUCUUUCCAAAAUGUUGCUUUUCAGAAAAAGGCAGGUGAGGCGUCUGUGGGCUGGGCUCUGGGUUAUAUUCUCAGUGUGAGCAGUCUUCUUCCAGAUGAACCUGCGGGCAUCAGGAAGGGCUUGUGUCCUGCAGCAUGGAUUGGCUUGUUGAUUCUCCUAACCAUCCUCCUCAUUGCCACCUUCUGUUACAUGGCUCUAGUGAUUCGGAGGAAAAGGAGUGAUGAAGUUGUCUCAUAGCUCACUGCUAUGCCUACAGUUGUUCUAUGUGUUUGGACAGACUCCACAAAAAUUUAAUGUUUACAUGAAUAAUGCAUUCAUACUG
Sinocyclocheilus rhinocerous is the source of this 1081-nucleotide messenger RNA. Its product is annotated as ectonucleoside triphosphate diphosphohydrolase 2-like. The annotation marks the transcript as partial. Gene Ontology annotation, cellular component: plasma membrane. Gene Ontology annotation, molecular function: UDP phosphatase activity; ribonucleoside triphosphate phosphatase activity; GDP phosphatase activity. Gene Ontology annotation, biological process: nucleoside diphosphate catabolic process. The record is from RefSeq and is a predicted model, not a curated record. Lineage: Eukaryota; Metazoa; Chordata; Actinopteri; Cypriniformes; Cyprinidae. The transcript is spliced from 5 exons.